AUGAAAGAGUUAGUGAAGGAAAUUAAAGAAGCAACAGAUUUUAAAUGGUUUCCGAAAUCGAAACCUCAACUGGUAGGAUAUCAGUAUCCAGUAACUGAUGCUAAGUCAUAUACUUCGCGACAGCUAAGCAAUCAGAGAAACCGAAAAACACAUUCUAUUGCUCGGCAAUUGAAGCAAAUUACUAACAAAAUUUAUCGCUGUAUUCUGAUUUAUCUGGAAAGCCUGAUCUGUUUCUUAGUGCAACCUGUACCAUUACCUAGUCAAUCUAUACUACCUAUAGUACCAUUAUCAACAUCAAUGUUAUUACAACCAACAUCACCAUCAUUACGAAUACCAUGUAAACAACAACAACACCGUUUUCCUCAAUUUUCAUUACAAUUACGAACCAAACGAAAUUGUAAAAUAACUUAUACCAGAAAAUGGUUUAACAAAGGUCAACUACGAUCAAAGGCUACAUCAAUUAAAGAAAGCAACUCAAAUGAACGAAUCAUUUAUGUACCUAUUAUGAAUAAUUGCAGCACACGUACAGUACGUCCUAAGAACUAUUCUUUGGAACGAUUUGCUGUCGAAUGCUUUACGAGAAAGUGA
Thelazia callipaeda (thelaziosis nematode) is the source of this 588-nucleotide messenger RNA. The record is from the annotation of a GenBank genome assembly. NCBI's taxonomy places the organism in Eukaryota, Metazoa, Nematoda, Chromadorea, Rhabditida, Thelaziidae.